Podarcis muralis (Common wall lizard) is the source of this 3936-nucleotide messenger RNA. It is a transcript of the gene MPHOSPH8, whose product is annotated as M-phase phosphoprotein 8. The record is from RefSeq and is a predicted model, not a curated record. Gene Ontology annotation, molecular function: chromatin binding. Gene Ontology annotation, cellular component: nucleus; heterochromatin. NCBI's taxonomy places the organism in Eukaryota, Metazoa, Chordata, Lepidosauria, Squamata, Lacertidae.
UGCCUUUAGCCGUGAGGAGGGGGGAGAGGCGAACGCAGCAGCUUCUCCUCACAGACGCCGCUGGAACGUUCGGCUCCAACAUGGCGGCGGCCGUCGUGAGUGGGGCUGAGGAGGAGGAGGAGGCGGCGGCGAGGAAGGAGAAGGCGGCUGCAGGAGGAGAAGGAGCGGGGACUACAGCGGGGGGAGGCGGCGACAGCGACGAAGAUGAUGAGGACGUCUAUGAGGUGGAGAAGAUCCUCGACGUGAAAACCGAAGACGGUAAAAUACUAUACAAAGUACGGUGGAAAGGAUAUUCCCCAGAUGAUGAUACAUGGGAACCUGAAGAACAUUUAGAAGACUGUAGAGAAGUGCUGCUUGAGUUCCGAAAGAAAAUAGUGGAUUCUAAGCCUAAACCUGUUAAAAAAGAGAUACAGAAGCUGCCUUUAAAUGAUGAUCUUUUUGAAGCAGAUUCUGAAGCAGACAGUGACUGGCAAAGUGAUACAAAAGGAGACAUGUCUCCAAAGAAGAAAAAGAAAAAAUACAAAGAGAAGGAGGACAAAAGCCAAGAUGAAAUGCAAAAGAAAAAGUCUAAAUCAGCAAAAGGUAAAGAAAAACCUGCACUAGAAUGUGAGAAUUCCUCUGAUAGUUUGGCUUCAGAUUCAAAACCAAAGAAAAGGACUUCAGAUUCAAAGGAAGAUACAAAAGAUUCCAAAAAGCAGAGGAGAGAAGAUCUAAAAGACACCAGUAAAAAAAAGGGAGAAAUCAAAGAUGGAAAGAAAAAAAUGAAAGAGGAGCCUAAAGAGAAUAAAUCUUUGCAAAAGGGAAAAUUCAGUAGGCAACAGUUGGAUGCUGAAUCUAGCAUGCUGGAUGAUUUAUUUUCUGAAGUUGCAGAUUUCAAAACUCCAGAUUUCGAUUCAGACAGCAGUGGGGAGAAACAGAAGACAUCUGCUGGGAAAGACCCCUUGGAAGAAGAAAAUGUGCCCAGGGUUUCAGCUUGGCAGCUAGACAGUUCAGCAAGCUCAGAUGAUAGUUCUGAAGUAAGGGUUAGGAGGAAAAAGAAGAAACACCUAAAGUCUGAAGAACUUGAGGACAGUAGAAAAGUGGACAAGAAUUUGGAGAGAAAAAAUGCACACAAAAAGCAGAAGAUGGCAGAUAAAGUAAAAGCUGAGGCUGACAAUAAGAGGCCAGCUACCCCUUCUCCCUUGCAGAAAGGUGUGAAACUGUCUGCUGAUGAACGAGGACGCAAGUCCACUGAUUCAGCAGGGGAAGUAAGCAAUAAUUCAAAAUUGAAAAUCAAAGAGACUAAGUCAAGCCCUUCCUAUGCCAAGGAUGUUUCUCUAAAGUCAACUGCUGUUGAAAGCAAAGAGAAGAAUGUAAAUACGAGAGCAGAUGAGGAGAAGGUGAAAGAGAGGUCUUUUCAGCAUUCCAUAGGUGAGAAUGUGUUUGAAAAAUUUAUCCUGGAUUCUGAAUACAGUAAAGGAGGGAAUACAGACAGCAAGAAGAAUAUCUUUAAAAGUGAGCCGAAUACUGAUGACAUCCCAAAGGAAAGAAGCACUUUAUCUAAGGAAAAAGAAGCCAAAAAAGGUGAAUCAAAAGAGAAGCUUCUGAAAAGGCUUGUCUCUGAAAAGGAGGAAAAAGGCAAAAAAGAUGUGAAGGGAUUGAAAAGUUUGAAAGAGGUCAAGAGUGCACUUGGUGGGUUUAGCAUUUCUUCAGAAGAAAAAAAUGAAUACUUGGAGAACCGGAAAAGAGAAGAAUCGGGGCAGGACUACAGAUCUUCAGAGGCAUUCAAAUCAAAAGACAAACAACCGCACAGCAGAAGCACAAGGGAUGAGACAGAUACCUGGGCUUAUAUUGCAGCAGAGGGGGACCAAGAUGUCACUGAGGACAAUUCUGAUGCAAAGCAGCAAACUGUGAAUUUGGGCAUGGACAUGCAGUUAGAGCGGCUGACGCUGGAGGACUUUCAAAAGCAUCUUGAUGGAGAAGAUGAGAAUGACUCGGCAGCUGAAGCAAUAUCACCUGCUCAGCUGCGUGAUGCUGUUAAAAAUGGACAGUAUGCUGUGGUGAAAAUGGCACUUAAUUCAAAUGAAGAAUAUAAUCUUGAUCAGGAGGAUGCUAGUGGAAUGACUCUUGUGAUGCUCGCUGCUGCAGGAGGUCAUGAUGACAUCAUCCGUCUUCUCAUCAGGAAAGGAGCAAAAGUUAAUUGUAAACAAAAAAAUGGAACAACUGCAUUGAUUUUAGCAGCUGAAAAGAACAACCUAACUACUGCAGCCAUCCUUCUGGAAGCUGGAGCAUAUGUAAAUUUGCAGCAAAAUAAUGGUGAAACAGCUUUAAUGAAGGCUUGCAGGAGAGGGAACUACGAUCUUGUGCGUCUCAUGAUUGAAAGUGGAGCAGACUGCAACAUUUCAUCAAAACAUCAGACCAGUGCCCUUCAUUUUGCCAAACAGUAUAAUAACUUACAAGUACAAGAACUCCUCACAAGUCACCUGGCUACACUCUCGCGAGUGGCAGAAGACACAAUCAAGGAAUACUUUGAAGCCCGUCUUAUUUUGAUGGAACCUGUGCUUGAUAUUGCGUGUCAUCGGCUUUGUGAGGGACCAGAUUAUUCUUCAGAGUUCACCUAUAAACCCCCACAGACUGUGCCUGAAGGUUCUGGCAUUCUUUUAUUUAUUUUCCAUGCAAACUUCUGCGGUAAUGUUGUUGCUGCUCGGCUCUGUGGACCAUGUGGUGUACAAGCUGUGGUUCUGAAUGAUAAAUUCCAGUUCCCUGUCUUUUUGCCCCACAGAGCUUUUCAUCCUUCGUGGAAUGAGCAAUUCUCUUCGCGGAUGUUCCAGGACAGUCACUUCAUUUACUCCUUCAGUCCUAUUCCAGGCCUUAACAAACUCUUCAUACGAUUGGUGGAAGCUCCUACUGCCAAGGUGAAGCUGCUGAUAGGUGCAUACAGAGUGCAGCUGCCAUAAGCUAAUGAACUUCAUGCUGUUGAUGCAGUUAUUUUCUUGGAAGUAUUUGUUUACUUCUUCCUUUUUGACUGAUCAAGCAGUUUGGGAACUCCUGGUGCAGUCAGGACUCUGACAAUUGGUUCAAUCCGUUUCUUUUUUACCUGGUCUCUAUUUUACUUGUGAAUUCUUAUGCAGGUUAGCAGCCAUGUGCUGCUUAAGAAAGUGGACAAGAUGGUUUUAUUUUGUUUGUAUAUAGGUAUUUGUGCCAAUGAUUGUAAUUCUACAUUUCAAAGUUCAGACUGCAUAUUUCAGCAUUUGCACAGUGUGAAGUGGUGCAAAACCCUUAAAAUGAUGAAGACUCUUUUAAAAGUCUGGUUCUUGAUUGUAGAUGCUAAAUUUUGUCCUACUUCAGUGUUUGUAUUUAAGCUAACGCUUUUUUAAAGCAGGCAGAGCUAUAUUUGCUAUUGCAGUUUAAAUACAGGAAUAUAGAUAGGCUUUUGCCUUAAUAAAAGAUUGUGGCUUAUCAAUGGCGGUGGUUGUGGUUAAGCCUGGGAAAAAAACCCUGUAAUUGUACUUCUUUCCAUAACUAAACUUUUAACAGAUACUUUCAAAUUGGUUUUUUUAAGACAGACCAUAUUUAUAGACUUAUUCUAUCUCCUCACUCCCUAAAGGAUUCAUCUGGUGUCCUAAUAAAUGGACACAAUUUUAUUGGCUAGCAGCAUUUCUGUACAAAUGAAAUGUAAGCUGUAUGAAUUAUAAAACUUCUUUGUAAGAUGAAACAUUGUUAAAAGAUAAAACUUCAUAUUGAAACUCUCUCUACUGUAUAUCAAGCAAUGUGUCAGUGAAAAUGUAGAAAAACUAUAGGAAGUAGUGCAACUUUUAAAUGAGAAAUGAAAUUUGUGUGAAAUAUGUAAGUCCCAAAAGGUAGCUUCAAUCUGGCAUAUGUUGUGGUACAUAAAACUUGGGUUUUCCCAUAUUUGUUCAAAGCAUAACCAUCUAUAAAUAUUUUGUCCGAAGGAAA